This is a messenger RNA of Hippoglossus stenolepis (Pacific halibut), 2775 nucleotides long. RefSeq names its product grainyhead-like transcription factor 3 (gene grhl3). Gene Ontology annotation, biological process: regulation of transcription by RNA polymerase II. The record is from RefSeq and is a predicted model, not a curated record. Gene Ontology annotation, molecular function: DNA-binding transcription activator activity, RNA polymerase II-specific; RNA polymerase II cis-regulatory region sequence-specific DNA binding. The transcript has 15 exons. Gene Ontology annotation, cellular component: nucleus. NCBI's taxonomy places the organism in Eukaryota, Metazoa, Chordata, Actinopteri, Pleuronectiformes, Pleuronectidae. The coding region runs from base 125 to 1834 and encodes 569 amino acids.
UUGAGUCAUCUGUGUGUCAGCGCUCUUCUCUGCCAGACUGACAGACUCACCGCCACAGAGAGAGAGAGAAACAGUGAGGAGCUGAAACUAAAGGGAUCUAUUCCGGCGGACCUGGACUGGAGACAUGACCAAAGAGACUGAGACUCUGGGACUAGUUUUUCAGAGCGAGAACUUCAACUACAACCAAUACACAAACUGCAACAUGGACUCCUGGUCCUACCCGGACACCCUCGAGCAGAACCACUCCAAACCCAGACUCCACCCUGGGGACGACCUGGCCGCCUUAACCAUGCUGUAUGAGCAGUGCAAGAGCCAGAAAGAUCAGAAGAUUGUCCCCUGCCACCGCGGCAAUAACAUCAACAAAAUGACCGAGAGGUCCCCAGCGAACGCCAAUGAGCUCGUGUCGCUGGAUGUGUCCGCUAACGUCAUGAAGCUCCUGUCUGAGAACAUUCCCAUCAGCCACCCUCAGGAGAUUCUGGGAUCCAAGCUCCACACCUCCCUGCCCAUCUCCGUGCCCACCACCUCGGACACCUACACCACUUUGACCAGCGUGGUGGCCGAUACCUACGACAAACAGGAGCUCAACAUCAUCUUCGACUCCCUGCUGCAGAAGUGGCCCGAGACCGGUGCUUUUCCCGACCACAGCAGCGAGGCUCUUCCCUACAGCGACCCCUUCCCCGAGGACACCUCCAGCCCUGUCUACUCCGGCUCCUACACCAGCUCCCCACAGCCUGAGAGAUUCAGGAACGAGUUCCAGUUUUCCCUGGGAGCUCCCUCGGCUUCUGGUUACAAAUCCAACGAGUUGCCCAUGGUCUACCUGAACAAGGGACAGUUCUACCCCAUCACCCUGCAGGGAGUGGACAGCAGUGCUUGCCUCACAUCCACCAAAGUCAAAACGGUCGUGAUGGCUGUGUUUGAGAACGACAAGAGCCCAGAAAUGCAGCUCCGCUUCUGGAAUCACUGGCAUGCCCGGCAGCCGACCGUCAAGCAGAGGGUCAUUGACAUUGCGGACUACAAAGAAGUGUUCAGCGGCAUCAGCAACAUAGAGGAGGUGGCUUUCAACGCGCUCUCCUUUGUGUGGAACCCCAGUGAAGAAGCCAAGGUUUACAUCGGCAUCAACUCCCUGAGCACGGACUUCUCCUCUCAGAAGGGAGUGAAAGGCCUCCCCCUCAACCUGCAGAUCGACACCUACGACUUCAGCUCGGGAACCAACCAGCUCCUACACAGAGCCGCCUGCCAGGUCAAGAUCUUCUGUGAUAAGGGUGCAGAGAGGAAGAUGCGCGAUGAGGACAGGAAGAGGAGCAAGAGGAGAGUAAAGGGCGACGGCAACGCCAAAUCUCAAGUGAGCAGCUCCAUGGGCAGUGAGUGUACCUUCUUCCGGAUGCUGGACGACCACGUCACCCAGCCGGUUCUGUUCAUCCCAGAAGCACACCUCUCCAGUUUACAGCGCAUGGCCGUUCCCAUGGACGAGAGUGAUAGGAGUUCUAUGAAGAGGCUGUACCCCGACAGAGAGCAGAGCAGCCCUCCACCCAGCAAGCAGGCCCGCAAAGAGGACCCUCAGAGAGUUCUGUUGUACGUGAGGGCAGGAGUGGAGGAGGUGUUUGAUGCCCUCAUGCUCAGCUCGCCCACACUGUCGGGCCUACAAGAAGCUAUCUCAGAAAAGUAUGGCGUGCAAAAAGACACCAUUGGCAAAAUCUACAAAAAAUGCAAGAGAGGGAUUUUCGUCAACAUGGACGACAACAUCAUCGAACACUACACCAACCAGUCGGCCUUUCUCAUCGAGAUGUCGGAGGUGGUGUCCGGUCAGUUCCAGGUCACCCUCGUCGAAGUAUGAGAACGCGUCGGCUGCCUGCUCGAUUGAAGGAUGAAGAAAAAAGAAAAAGAAAGAAAUCCCAGCUGCCACCUCUCGAAGCACUGCCCAACCAGAGACUAUGGAAGCUGCCGAAAAGCAAAGCAUGAACUGGAUCGAGGAGACAUCGCCAGUUUUUUCUGAUUCCUCAUGAAAAUGACUCUGUAAAUACCACUCGCCCCAUUUCUGAUUUUUUUAUUCAAAUUUAAUAUUAUAACGUAAGAGCAUUUAUAAUGAACAGCCUGUACAUAUAUAGUGUAAAUAGAUUGUAAUAUGACAGUGUUUUUAUGAACUAUAGCCACGUGCAUUUUGAAAUCCAUUUUCGACACACUGCUAUGUAUUUCAAGUUUUUUCACAGAGCACGGCAUAUUUUCAGCGUUUUCAGAGGUUGCUAUCCUUGCUGCUUUCAGUCUAGUCGUCAUUUCUUCUGCAAGAGCCAUUGGUGCAUUUUCUCACCCACAUCCUGCUAACAAUGUUUUUUCACUGCCAAAAGUAUCCUCCUCUAGGUUCCUGUUAGUUUCACGACUAAAACAUCCCGACGCCGGGUUUACGUUCAGAACCUAAAGUCACACAUUUCUACCCGUAAAAAAAACCCACGAGAGAGUUAGUGUUGGCCAUCGUUUGCGCCCGGAGCUGCAUGUGGGCAUUUCCUGACUGUAUGGUGUAACCACUGAUUCUUCCUGGAAACACUUCAACCCCCUGACACCCAACCCCCCGAGGCCUGCCAGAGGACUUUCAUAGUAUGCGUGUGUUUAAGCAUGUGUGUGUGUAAAAGAGUAGUAGGAUUUUUUUUUUCCUUGUAUGUUACGCAUCAUUUCAAAGCGAACAUGUAUGCCUGUAAUAUUUCAUUAUUAUCCCAUGGCAAUUCUGGUUGUAUUAGUCAAAUCUUGCCCUGUUUUGUAAGAAAAUAAAGAAAAUGCAUCGGA